Messenger RNA from Rhodamnia argentea, 414 nucleotides. RefSeq names its product F-box/kelch-repeat protein At3g06240-like. NCBI's taxonomy places the organism in Eukaryota, Viridiplantae, Streptophyta, Magnoliopsida, Myrtales, Myrtaceae. The transcript has 2 exons. The record is from RefSeq and is a predicted model, not a curated record. Gene Ontology annotation, molecular function: protein binding; ubiquitin-protein transferase activity. Gene Ontology annotation, biological process: SCF-dependent proteasomal ubiquitin-dependent protein catabolic process. Bases 1 to 414 code for a protein of 137 amino acids.
AUGAAGAGUCUAUCUGCUGAAACAAGCCGAACCUUGGCCGAAAGUUUCACUGAGGAUAUCGUCGUCGAGAUACUCUCGAGGCUACCGAUCAAGUCUUUGAUGCGAUUCAAAUGCGUCAAUAAGCGGUGGCGGUGUCUAAUUUCUGACCGGGGCUUUGCCAAGUUGCAUUUGCAAAGGCUAAACGCAGGGGAUAUAACUCCUAGCCAGAGAAUCGUCAAGAGCAGCCCCCUUGAGACCAUAGACUACGAACUACUUGAUGGUGGCAUUGGUGGCGAUGAAGGUAGCGCAGGGGUAAAGCAUCGUGAGCCAAGAAUGGACGAUCCUAGCUGGGAGCCUGAUCUCGUGGGGUCAUGCGAUGGCUUGGAAUCGAACUCUACACCGAAUAUGUCCUUGCCAAGAGUUUUCCGCAGUUGA